CGCUCCCCUUGCCACCGUUCCCUUCCCCCUUUGGCCCUUGGAAGGCAAACCCCUUCCUCUUUCCACACAUGGCCAAACCUGCCCUGCCCUCCCCCACCCCCACACUUCCCCCUCUUCCCCCAGCAGAUCAGUGCUGUGAGAGUGUCCCCGACCGGAGGAACUGCUCUCUGAGCAUCCUGUCACAAGGUCAGCGCCAGCCCAACUUGCAGCGAGGAAAGCCGAGAGUCAGGCCGCCCGGCGCUGGGAGGGCAGAGAUCGUGGCAGAAUGUCGGACUCCCUGGUCGUGUGCGAUGUGGACCCCGCGCUCAAGGAGAAGCUGAGGAAAUUCCGCUUCCGGAAGGAAACCAACAACGCGGCCAUCCUCAUGAAGAUUGACAAGGAGCGGCAGCUGGUGGUGCUGGAGGAGGAAUUCCAGGACAUCUCUCCGGAGGAGCUGAAGAGCGAGCUGCCAGAGCGCCAGCCCCGCUUUGUGGUGUACAGUUAUAAAUACGUCCAUGAUGACGGGCGCAUCUCCUACCCGCUCUGCUUCAUCUUCUCCAGCCCCGUCGGGUGCAAGCCGGAGCAGCAGAUGAUGUAUGCUGGGAGCAAAAACAGGCUGGUGCAGACAGCUGAGCUCACCAAGGUGUUCGAGAUCCGGACCACAGAGGACCUGACCGAGGAGUGGCUGCGGGAACGGCUGGCCUUCUUCCGCUAGGGGGUGGGGGGGGCGCAGAUCCCCCCCGACUCCACCGGGCCCGGGACACCCCCCUCCCCCAGCGACUGGCCGGGAAGCAAAUAAACCACUUGGGACCCAA
Molecule: messenger RNA, 794 nt
Organism: Caretta caretta (loggerhead turtle)
Lineage: Eukaryota; Metazoa; Chordata; Testudines; Cheloniidae
Gene: GMFG
Product: glia maturation factor gamma
Biological process (GO): negative regulation of Arp2/3 complex-mediated actin nucleation; actin filament debranching
Cellular component (GO): cortical actin cytoskeleton
Molecular function (GO): actin binding; Arp2/3 complex binding
Source: RefSeq, a predicted model, not a curated record